This is a messenger RNA of Patiria miniata (bat star), 3056 nucleotides long. RefSeq lists its product as uncharacterized. The record is from RefSeq and is a predicted model, not a curated record. Gene Ontology annotation, molecular function: zinc ion binding; nucleic acid binding. Bases 1682 to 2962 code for a protein of 426 amino acids. The transcript is spliced from 2 exons. NCBI's taxonomy places the organism in Eukaryota, Metazoa, Echinodermata, Asteroidea, Valvatida, Asterinidae.
GUAAUGGUUGUGUUGAUUAUAUUUCUUGUUCUUCUAUAAAGACCCCUUUCUCUGGUUGUUUAUUCACUACAAACCUUGCAUUUACUUUGUUAUUAAUUCAUGUGACUUGAGGGAAGUCUACUCAGUGUGACUCGAGACAAGGCUAUACAAAGUAUUGAUUUUUCUAGUGGAGCCAAAAAUAGUAUUGAUUUAUGGAGCUGUGAUUUUGAACUUGUAUUUUGUGAAUAUUUCUUAGUCAAGGAAAAUGAACAUUAUGUUUAGAUUUUAAAGAAGAAUUAUGCUUAUCUUGAUUAGAAAUGUGUAUUAUCAAAUUAUUUGUCAUCAUAGGUUUGGCUUUAGAUCACUUUUGUGGAUUGUUCACUUGACGUGAACUGCACGUUGUUAAUUCACAGCUCCCAAACCAUGCGGUCGCGGCAAGGCCUAGGCUAGGCAGUGCCUGCCCGAUCUUUACAGGUGGCCCCACCUGGGCCGAUUCAGUUUGAAUAAACAAUCAGAGCAAGGGAGAUCCAGUUUCGGUGUGAGCACUCACUCCAACAAAGAACCUGCGUGCCCCCCUCUUCCCUUACUCCAGAACCAGACCAGAGCCCCCCUUCCCUGAAGUCCCCGCGCUAGAAGGCCCCCCUCACAAGCGUAGUCGGCAGGAUGGUUGGAGUUGAGCCCAUGCUGAGCACCUGAUAAGACUGAGGAGAGCUGCUGGAUCCCCGGUCUACGUGUCAUCGCGACUCAAGUAUUAGUAUUUUUGUUGUAAUAGUUAUAUUCACUGAUCUGAGUGAGUUAUUGUUUUCUGUAUGGAGUAACAAUCAAACAGCUUAACGAAUCGUUAAUUGAUCAUACAUAAGGUGACUGUGUAAUUCAAGUGUUAAUAAUUUUGUGUAAGUAACUGCCAAAUUACACAGGCCUACAAUUGCUGUGUAAUCCCAAGUGUUCUUUAUCACUGAGUGUUAAGUUUGCUGGUUUAGUUUUGAAUUAAGGUGCACAGUGCACAUCCAGUGUGAUUCAAGUAUUAAUAAUUUUGUGUAUUAACUGCCAAAAUACACAGACCUACAGGUGUUGUGUACGCCCAAGUUUUCUAUAUUGGCUGACUGCUAAAAUUGUUUGUUAUUGUGUUUACCUAACUUUAGAGUUGCACAUCAUAUUUACGAGAGAAAAGUUAGCUAAGUGUGUUAGCUUGGUUUUGUGUCGAUUGCUUGUGUACUGCCCAUUUUGCAUCUCAUAAGGGUGUUCAGUCUGCUUAUUGGGAUUGAAAGAUAAGGAAAGUUUAUUUUAAUUUUGCAAAUUGUAAGACACAGACACAACAUUUUUUGGUGUUUAUUGCAGUAUAAAAAAAAAAGGUGUUUAUUGAAGUUGGAUAUCAAUUAUUUCAAGUGUUACCCGUAUUGCUGUAAAAGUUGCCCUGUCUGUUAAGAUUGACAAGGAGAAACAAAACUUUACUUGCAUUUUGCAAAUUUUAAGAUCUUGCAAAUUUUAAGACAUUGAUACAACUUGUUCUGCAGGUUAUUUUAAAGGUGUUGACAUAGUUUUCCACAUUUGUGUGUGUAUACCAUUGUUGUGGAAAUUGACACAGACUUUUGCACUAAUUGUGAUUUGUAUUUUUCUGCAAACUACCAUUCAGUCAAUCGUUCUACAUUUUUCAUUGUAGAGAAUUGCAUAUUUUGCAGUAUUUUUCCCCUUCCCAACUAUUAUGGCCUCCUACGUCAAGGUGCAAGGGACUGGGCAUGUAAAUCGGUUCCCUUUGGAUGAUGCUGGCUCCCUCAACCUGGCAGUCCUACAAGCCCAGUAUCCUACUGCUAGAGGACUUCUUUACUCCGAAGACGACUGCAAAGUGGUGGUGCCGGCUCAACAGGGUAUUAUCAAACCACCGGCUGAUGGGUGGAGUGAGCGCCUCUAUUCGGUUCUCCUUCCGGAGCCAACUACCCCUCCUACAAAUGAGAAGGCGAUCCUCGACAUCCAGUCUCAGCUUAUGAAGCUGCUCCUUAAACCCCAGACCCAGUUGGUGAUGGCGCCUGAAAGGAAGAUGUCAACAUUCGAAGGCAAAGUAGGCGAGGUGAGGGAAUUCAUCACGAACAUGGAGAAUGCUUUCAAGCGGUAUUCAGUUCCAGAGGAUCAGCAAGGAGCAUUUCUUCUGGAUUACCUCCGAGGUGGCCCGAAAGCAGAGGUGAAGGCUCUCCUAGCUGAACGAAAGACGAUUGGGGAGAUCAUGACGUUUCUGCGAGAAUCUUACCGUGAUAAGCUACCCGUGGGUGAAUUGCAACGGCUGUUCCUUGAAAGAAGACAGAAUCCAGGGGAGCCUAUCCGAGACUACGCGGUUGAUCUUGAGAAGCGCUUCUUGCGUCUCACCCGAAUGGAUGCUAAGCUGUAUUCUAAGCCCGACUCAACUCUUGCUGAACAAUUCAUCGAGGGAAUUGAUGACUUGUACCUUCGCAAUUCCUGUCGGGAUCUGUACGAACGGGGUACCAUCGAGACGUUCCGUGAGCUGAGGGAGUACGCCAUCAAGCGGCAAGGGCGAGAGGAAUCCCGAAGCAAACCCAGCGACGUGUACAGUGCGGCUAUCCAAACGUCAGCACUUCGAGCGGUUGCCAACGAAGUUGUUGAUGCAGUUCGUCAAUUGACGCAACCAUCCUCUGGCCAAGCCCCGAUGACAUCCGCAAAUCCGCCAACCUACCCCCGUGGGCGAGGAUGUUUUAACUGUGGCAGGCACGGCCACAUAGCUCGCUUUUGUAGAAGUGAUCGAAGAUCGGCCUACCAGUGGAGGAGCGAUAACACUUACUCCCGCCAGCCAAUGCCAAACUACGUGGAGUCGCCUGCCCAGAAUCAGAUGCCAACCCACCACACGCAGCAGUACAUGAUGCCACCAUAUCCCCAGAGCUUUGGUCCUAAUCCUCACCCAUUUAUGCCCAAGGAAGAACAGCAGAUGGCAGCACCAUCCCACACAGAGGCGUUAAACCGCAAUCCUCCGCUGUAGGGAGCCGUACCGUGGAGAUUAAUGUAGGCUCAAUUGGAGAGACUACUCCAGAAUUUAUGCAGAAGGCUGUUGGAGAAUGUUUUGCUGUUGAUGU